Molecule: messenger RNA, 9376 nt
Organism: Pteropus alecto (black flying fox)
Lineage: Eukaryota; Metazoa; Chordata; Mammalia; Chiroptera; Pteropodidae
Gene: PGAP1
Product: post-GPI attachment to proteins 1
Exons: 26
Coding region: 121-2850 (909 amino acids)
Biological process (GO): endoplasmic reticulum to Golgi vesicle-mediated transport; GPI anchor metabolic process
Cellular component (GO): endoplasmic reticulum
Molecular function (GO): phosphatidylinositol deacylase activity
Source: RefSeq, a predicted model, not a curated record
GCGCAGGCGCGCGCUGCUUGGGCUUUGCUCCCGCGCGGGCGCCAGGCUUUCGUAGACUCGCUCAGUCAGGGCUUGGGGCCCCGCGGCCAAGGCGUCGUGGUCGUUGUCGUCGUCGUCGUCAUGUUUCUUCACUCGGUCAACCUCUGGAACCUGGCGUUUUAUGCCUUUAUGGUCUUCAUGGCGACUCUAGGGCUGUGGGACGUCUUCUUCGACUUCGAAGAGAACAAGUGCAGUAUGAGCUACAUGUUUGAGUACCCGGAGUAUCAGAAAAUAGAACUUCCAAAGAAACUGGCAAAACGCUAUCCUGCAUAUGAAUUGUAUCUUUAUGGAGAAGGAUCCUAUGCUGAAGAACACAAAAUACUUCCUUUAACGGGUAUUCCAGUUCUCUUUCUUCCUGGUAAUGCUGGAAGUUAUAAGCAAGUUCGUUCUAUUGGCUCCAUUGCACUUAGAAAAGCAGAAGACAUUGACUUCAAGUACCACUUUGACUUUUUUAGUGUGAAUUUCAAUGAAGAACUUGUGGCACUGUAUGGUGGAAGUCUUCAGAAGCAGACCAAGUUUGUACAUGAAUGCAUUAAAACAAUUCUCAAGCUCUAUAAGGGUCAAGAAUUUGCUCCAAAAAGUGUGGCGAUAAUUGGUCAUUCUAUGGGUGGCCUUGUUGCAAGGGCAUUGCUUACACUGAAGAAUUUUAAACAAGAUCUGAUAAAUCUUCUAAUUACACAAGCCACCCCACAUGUUGCUCCUGUGAUGCCAUUAGAUCGUUUCAUUACAGAUUUUUAUAUGACUGUAAACAACUAUUGGAUUCUAAAUGCUAGACACAUAAAUUUAACAACGCUUUCUGUAGCUGGAGGAUUCCGGGAUUACCAAGUUCGUUCAGGACUGACUUUUCUGCCAAAAUUAAGCCAUCAUACCAGUGCCUUAUCUGUUGUGAGUUCAGCGGUGCCUAAGACCUGGGUCUCAACAGACCACCUCUCCAUCGUGUGGUGUAAACAAUUGCAGUUGACUACAAUUCGAGCAUUCUUUGAUCUUAUUGAUGCUGACACUAAACAAAUAACUCAAAAUCCCAAGAAGAAAUUGUCGGUUUUGAAUCACCACUUUAUAAGACACCCAGCAAAACAUUUUGAGGAAAAUCCAGCAAUAAUUUCUGACUUAACAGGGACAUCUAUGUGGGUUCCAGUAAAAGUGUCGAAGUGGACCUAUGUAGCUUACAAUGAAUCUGAUAAAAUAUACUUUACAUUUCCUCUUGCAAAUCAUAGAAAAACCUAUACUCAUGCCUAUUGUCAGAGCACCAUGCUGGAUACAAAUAGUUGGAUUUUUGGCUGCAUAAAUAGCACUUCUAUGUGCCAGCAAGGGGUUGAUUUAUCAUGGAAAGCUGAACUGCUGCCAACAAUUAAGUCUCUGACAUUAAGGCUUCAAGACUAUCCAUCUUUGUCUCAUCUUGUUGUUUAUGUACCAUCUAUUCAUGGAAGUAAGUUUGUUGUAGAUUGUGAAUUCUUUAAAAAAGAGACAAGAUCCAUACAGCUUCCUGUAACUCAUCUUUUUUCUUUUGGAUUAUCUUCAAGGAAAGUGAUAUUAAAUACAAGUGGCCUGUUCUAUAACAUAGAGCUUCUGAACUUUGGACAGAUAUACCAAGCUUUUAAAAUCAACGUAGUAAGCAAGUGUUCAGGAGUCAAAGAAGAAAUAACUAGUAUCUAUAAACUUCAUAUUCCCUGGUCUUAUGAAGAUUCACUAACCAUUGCACAGGUUCCAUCUUCUACAGAAAUUUCUUUGAAACUCCAUAUUGCUCAACCAGAAAAUGACAGCAGUGUAGCAUUAUUAAAAAUGUACACAUCAUCAGACUGUCAGUAUGAGGUAGUUAGAUUUCAUGGUGGAGCUCUUCCUGCUUAUGUUAUAUCUAGCAUCCUUCUUGCUUAUGGAGGACAGUUAUACUCUCUUUUCUCAACAGGUCAUUGCUUAGAAUAUGCUACUGUGUUGGAUAAAGAAGCCAAACCAUACAAAGUUGAUCCUUUUGUAAUUAUGAUUAAGUUUCUGUUGGGGUAUAAAUGGUUUAAAGAAUUAUGGGACGUGUUAUUAUUACCAGAAUUAGAUGCCAUCGUUUUAACUAGUCAGAGUAUGUGUUUCCCCCUUGUAUCCUUGAUUCUCUUUCUGUUUGGAACAUGUACUGCCUACUGGGGUGGCCUACUCUCUUCUACAUCUGUGAAACUCCUUUCUUCAUUGUGGCUAGCUUUGAAAAGGCCCUCUGAACUUCCUAAAGAUAUCAAGACGAUAUCACCAGACUUGCCCUUUUUGACAGUUGUUUUGAUCAUAGUUAGUUGGGCAACUUGUGGAGCAUUUGCCAUACUUCUUACUUAUCUUUACUAUGUGUUUAAGAUUGUUCAUCUACAAGCCAGCCUAACAACUUUUAAAAAUAGCCAAACUGUGAAUCCCAAGCACUCUAGAAGAAGUGAAAAAAAAUCCAAUCACCAUAAAGACUCUACAGCACACCAUCUUCGUUUAUCUGCCAGUGAUGCUGAAGAUAGUCUUCGCAUGCACAGUACUGUGAUUAACUUAUUAACAUGGAUUGUAUUACUCAGCAUGCCAUCUUUAAUUUAUUGGUUAAAGAAUCUUAGGUAUUAUUUUAAACUUAACCCUGAUCCAUGUAAACCUUUGGCAUUUAUUCUUAUUCCAACUAUGGCAAUUCUUGGAAAUACUUACACCGUUUCAAUAAAAUCAAGUAAAUUGUUGAAGACUACUUCACAGUUUCCACUUCCUCUGGCCGUUGGUGUGAUUGCUUUUGGGUCUGCACACUUAUACAGGGUUCCAUGCUUUGUCUUCAUUCCUCUUUUACUCCAUGCAUUAUGCAACUUUAUGUAAGGUUGGAUUUAAGGGAUGAUAAAGAUGAUUUUAUGUCAGUAAUAAGAGGGAAUGCACAGAUCUAUCAAUGUGGACACCAAGAUCCUUUGGAGAAGACAUCUAUUUUUACAAUAUCGAAAAUAGGAAAUUAGUUUUGUAAUGCUUGAAGAAAGUAGUUGAAGCAUGGUUUUGUUUAGUGCUGUGGCAUCUGUGUUAGUCAUUUCUGAAAAAUUAAUAAAAAGAUGUGGUGGACACUGUCUUUGAGGACUCCUCUGCAUAUCAGCUAAUCUGCUUGAUUGGCCAUACUAGGGAUCCUCUAAACACUCAGUAAACGAAAAGCAUUUUUUGUAAUUUCUCUUCCAGCAUUCUGCUCAUUUCAUCAAACUUUCUUCUGAAAAGUGGAUUACUUUAUAUUUGCUACAGUACAUAUAUUGAGAAAUGAGUCUUAAAAGAUUGAUGAAAUUCACAACAAUUUAGUUUCUCAAAAAUGAAGCAUCCAUGAAGAGUCUUUGGCCAGUUUUUGGCAGCCACAGGAACAAAGUAGGUCUUUUGUUUUCUUCCAUCUAUGAAAAUACAUCUUUAAUUCUAAGGAGACAUGUUUUCUUGGUAACCAAUGCAAGACCGACAGACAGAUGGAAACCUAAUCUAAACUCAAAACUUAGUGAAGUUUUCUUCUUACUUUUCAAAUACAAUUCUUAGUUUGUAUUCUUGGUUAAUAUCAAGAGACUAUUAAAGAGAUAUAUUGUUAAAUUCUCAUAGAUAUUUACUUACUGGAAUUGAAACAGUUCAGUUGUCUAUAUCAUUUUAUUUGUCAAUUUAACCAUUGAACCCAUGGUUGCCAAAAGUGCCUCAGAUCAUGAUGGAUUGUUAAAAUAACUAAAUUCCAAUAGUUCGAAAAAACUCUAGGUUUGCAAUUUUUUACUACUGUGGAAAAAAAAUUAGCAUGAUCAAAUGCAGUACCACAUUUGAUGUAUAAACAGUAUACCUGAAUAAAUUGGAGGAUUCAGCCACUAGGUUUACAGUGGAAUCUUAAUUAGCCAAGGUGAUUACUCUUUGACAGAUAAGAGAAUAUUUUUAUUUCAUUUCAGCUUUCAGCUCACUUUUAGCUCCAAAAGAGUAGGAAAUAGGUAUUGGAGUUAGGUAUCUAUGCCUUAAGAAAGAAUAAACUCAGGCUGAAGUAUACCUAGCUGAUAGAGCCCUUCCUUUAGAUAUGUAUGCUAUAAAUACCUACAAUCUCUCAAGUCCUUAAGUCCCAGUAAUUCCAACAUUGCACCCAUGAACUUGUGUCCUCAGUACCCAAGGAUGUCCUAGAGUACCAGGUUCAUUUAUCUGCCAUUACAUCUGGAUUCCCUUACAGCCUCUCAGCUGUUAACUGCCUGUAGAGGGUCACCCCCACAUUACUGCCUACGCACGGUUACCCCACUUCUCAGUUGUUCCUCAGUCCUUGCUCUUUGGCAUCAGUUGAAAGAAGAUCUUGCUGUCAUCUCUUAGGGUUGUAAGUUUGUUUGAUUUUAUUGUUGUCUUUCCCAACUUCAUGCUUAUUGCUCAGAAUUUAUAAUUUCACUUACUGAGACCAUUAAGGGAAGUGAUAACCUCAUAGGAGACAUGGCAGGCAUACCAGGCUCUUGUUUGAGAGAAGUAGAAAAGGGAUAAAAUGCAAAAUGCUUGUGGGUUCAGUACCUGGAAGGAAAGAGAAUUUAUUAUACACUUGUCUUAGGGCAUACCACAUACAUAUUUAAAUAAAGACACAUCUGCCUAUGUUUAGCUAUAUACAUUCUCAUAACUUUUAUACACAUAGGUAAUUUUUACUUUUUCAUGGAUAUGAUUUUAUUUCAAGUUACAGGUUAAAUGUGUCAUUUAACUAUUCCUGAGUUUGAACUUAGGUCCGUAUACAGAAAGAACUUUAUAAAGUCCAUUAAUUUGGAUCCUCUAUGACAGUCAUAAUCAUUGUUAAUGUGAUCUAUAAAUUUUAUUUAUACAUAUAUAAAUAUAUACCAUACCUUUUUUUUUUUUUUUUAAAUAUUUGAACGGGGUCUUCAUCAAGUCUUGAUGUACUUUAAACCUAAAUAACUACCCAAGAUAAGAAGGUAGGGUCUGUCUGAAGAUUAGUGAAAUUAAUGUUUCUACUUUUCCUUGAGAAAAGGAAAGUCCUUUUGUCUUUAAAUUUCACAUUGUUUCGAUCAUGCUUACAGCCUAUGUUAUUAGCUGGUAAAACACAGCUUUAUUAGCAAUGUUACUAAAAAUGAAAUUAUUUUUUGGUAGUUAGGGAUUAUCUAAUUCAUCAAACUUCUGAGCUCUGAAGUUAUAACAUUUUUAUUUAGAGCUUGUUGAGUUUGAAUAAAUUUUGUGCUUAUAAAAAUAAUCUGGGUCCUAUUGUUGGUAACUGGAUCAAAUAUAGACUGCAUAAGAAAAAUUCUGAGUAUUUUCAGUGUUUCUUAAGCCGCCUCUAGAAUUACUACUCCUAUAAUUUAGAACCGAUAAUAUAAUAGAAAUCAUUAAAGCUCUUUUUUCUGGAUCUUUUUCAUGCCAGAAAUUAAACAGAUUCUGCUAAAUUUUUUCUUGUUUGUCAUCGGAAUGAAAAUAUUUAAAAUAAUGGUCCUAAAAAAUCCAUUCAUGCUUGUCAUGUAUUAAUCAAUUUAACUUUUUUCAUGUUUUGGUCAGAUAAAUUUAGAUAUAUGUAAUGGAAUACCUUUUCUUGAGUGAACUACACUAUAAUGUUUGCAUGAUUAUACAGUAAGGAAAAAAACUAGUAGGUCUAAAAAAUGAUUGUUGUUAUGGCUCAUGCAGGUAUAUUUAUAUACAUUUCCACCACACACACACACAUAAUUAUAUGAGGCACAUUAUCUGAUUUACAAAAUAGGGAGAUAAUUGGGAGCUAAAUUUUAUCCCAGUCUUUUUGAACAAAAGACAAAAUCUCUAAUGAACUUUUGUUUACACAUAUUACUCAUGCAUUCUUUCACAAUAAGUUUUAACAGUCUGAAGAAAUAGAAAAGUUGUGAGGCUACUCACAUUCUUUGUUAAUAAGGAUGAUAGGAAAGAAAGGUCAGUAAUCCAAAUCUGAAUAUGUGUACUAUAAAUGCUCGAAAAUUCACAUUUUUUUGAUAAAUAUAUUAUGAAUACAGAAGAUUGAAUUUUGUAUAUUAAUAACUUAGUUUUAAGAAUAGAAUAAAAUCUAGAAAUAGAAUAGACUUAUUUUAUUAAUAGUAUGAAUAUAACAGUAUACCUGAAUUGAUAACAUGUCUUUCAAAAGUUAGAUGAUAUUCAAAGCUGUAGCUAGAUUACAGUGUGUAUGGCUGAAAAUUUUUAAAUCAAGUACAGUACUUUGUAAAAGUGUUUGGCAUGUUAUGCUGCCAAAAAUUACUGUUUGAAAUACCAAGUAACCAGUUAAUUUCUGAUGACUUUGUAUAGAACUUGAUAUAUAUAUGAAUGAGAAUUAUUCUGUACCGAUUUGUACCUUGUAACUUUGAACACUUAGGAAAACUGUAUCUGUUGAUGUAUUUUGAUUAGUUAAGUGUAAAUUCGUUUGCAUAUUGGAAUCCUAAUCUUAGUUCAGAAAGUCUAAAAGUAGCCAUUUUUGUAAAGUUCAUCUGCUAUUUUUUUAUGUUAUCUUGGUUUUUAGUAUUUAUAUAAUAGGACUAUUACUAGUAAAAGAUUUAUAAACAAAGCAUAGAACUACAAAUUGUUUGAAAGCCUAAAUGAUAGGCAUUAUUUUAUAUUUCAUGUUGCACUUGUUUUGUUUCAUAUUAGACUUUUUACAUCCCUUUUUUAGGAAAAAAAUACUUUUGAAUUUUUUUAGCAUAAUUCUCUACAUUGGAAAAUAUAACUGUAUUUAUAUGGUUAGCAAAACACAUUUUGCCACCAAAGCUAAAUGACACUGUAAAAUACCUCCAGAUAUUUGUGCCAAUGAACUUUUCUUAGCAUAUUGAGAUUUAGAGCAAAAAUAAUGUUUUCAGUAUUUUUCAUCUAAAACAUAUUAAAUAUGUAAAUCCUCAAAACUUAUAUUCUAUACCCUAAUUUUUCUUUGAAAAUAUAUAAACCUUGUAGCUUUGUUGUAUUCUAUUUCGUCUGAUUUCUGUAAUAGUGUCCUCUGAUUUUAUUAGGUAAAAGUUAGUUUACCAAAUAAUAAUCUUUCAGUAAAUAAUUGAAGUAAUCAUUUGAAGUAAUUUUGCUUUAGAUUCAUCCUGUGAUGUAAAACUUUGAAUUUUGUUGGUUUAUUUUAGUACAAGUGUCUGUCAUUUAGGUAAUGAAAGUUUAUAGAAUUUGCAAUUUGUUUUCUCUGUAUUUCCAUUUCAUCCCUUUGUACAGUCACAUGUUUCACAGGAGAAAAUAAUCCACUAGAACCUAAUAUAGUACAAUGAAGUAAAUAUUUUAAAAUGCAUAUCUUAAAGGAAAAUAUUACAGAACAAUCAAGAUGUUAAUGCUAAAAUGUUAAUAUCAAUACAGUGUUAUAUUCUUGAAAGAAAGGUAGAAAUAUGAUAGACUCAAAAACUAUAUGUUGCUCUGGUUAAAAUUUUUCAAUUUCUCCCCUAUAGAAAUUCUUAAAGGGGAUUUCAGUCCCUCAUUAUAAUAAUAAUUUUUCCCAUCAUUUAAUGUCACUCACUGUUUCUCUGCCUAAUAAUGUUGAUGCAGUUUGCAUAAGUAGCCUUGGAAGUAAAAAGGCAGCAAAUAUUAAAAUGUUGAGCCUUGAUUUAGUGACCAUUUAUCCAAUUAUCUAGUGAGGACUAUGGAUGAUAUCAGUAAAAAAGAUGAUGUACUAAACCUAAAAGUUAAGUGAACAUUAUAUUUUGGUAUGAGUUUAUCUUUUAUGUGGAAUAAUUUUAUCCUAGGUAAGAGAUGCCUGUAUUUAACAUAACCAUGCUUUCUACAUAAUCAAAUAUAUAUUUGUUAGGAUAUUGGUAGAAAUGACUUUCUCCUUCCUCCACAGUGGAGGAAGAAAAAGCUCCAAUUUUUAGUGUAUAUGAAUUAGGAAAUUGUAUAUUUACAUUUUUAAAAAUAUAAAAAUGACAAUUAUUUUAAAGUUUAAAGUGAUUGUAUUACAGCUUCUUAAACUUAUGACUAACUAAAUGUAGCAAUGUACCCAUGAGAAACCAGACCAAAAUAUGAAUUGAAUGCAUAUUAUCACUGUGACCUUGAACUUAUAGUUGUUUGGGAUAAAACAGACCGUGCCUUAAAAUGAUGAAGGAAUGCCCUACAAUGUUAUAACUCUAUAUUUUACUACUGCUGGCCUUUUCAAAUUUGCUCCAACUCCUUUUCUUUCAGGUCGAAGUAAAAGUUCAAAAUAAAAGUUGACCAUUGUUUCCCUUACUAUUUACAGAACUAUUGCGCUAGAGGCGUUCUCAUUUGAAAUUAAAACUUGACUUAUACUUUAUAGAUAUAGAAAUUUAAGUUUCUCUAAAGUUUCUGAGAAGGUGGUGGCACUUCUGAACUUGUUAUGCAGGGAAAGCUUAAUCUUAAGCGUAAUUUUUUGUCUUUUUAAUGAAUACUGUAUCAAAGACUUAAGUUCUUCCCUAAGAUCUGUUUAUUUUUUUCUCAGAUUAUUGAGGUUUGUAUUUAUAUGUAAAAUAAAGUUAUAAUUUUUUUUAAUAAUUAAUAUUAGAUUUAUGUAUUAUAUUUUUAAAUAUUUUUUCCCCUUUCUGUUUUUCUUCCUAAUUAUUUUCAAGGUAUUGAGAGAACUGGCUCCAGUUUUGUUUUAUUAAUGGAAAGACUUGCAUUUUUUAGUGUUUAUCUAAAAUAACAGAUAUAAUUUUUAUUAAAACAAAUUAUGCCAUUCAUAGGACAUUCAUGGUCUCUACUGAAAGAUGCCUACAACUCUCAGAAUUUGUUUAUUUUUGUUUCAAUUUUGAACAUAAACGUAACACCUUUCUUCCCAUUUCACAUCCACUAUUUCCCCAAAAAGACAAAAAUAUAGGUUUCUUUAAAAAUGUGUAAAAAGAAAACAUGUCUUUCUUUAAAACAUGUGGACAAAUUGAGAUGGAAGUAGUUUGGGCAAGGGUAUGUAAUAAAAUAAAAUACAUGGCCGUCAACAUACAUCAGUUUUCGUAUUAUAGUUAAAAGUUUAUAGAGGAUAAAUUGUGUUAUGCUGAGAUAGGCUCCGUAAUUAUUUAUUUGCAAAUUGAUAAUUUUGUUCUCAUCCAGAAAAUGCAGUGCAUAGUAACGAUACUUAAGUGCAAAGGAACUUGUCUUAUAUAUACUGAAAAAUGAUUGUCACCUUGUAGAUCUUUCCAUUUAAACAUGCAUGAUCUUUUCCAGUGUUUUGUACAAUGUGUGGUGUACUAAAUACACAUGUGUAAUUUUGUGUUUUUGGUAUGGUAUAGUUAACAUUAUUACAUUUAACUGGUUGUAAUUCACAAAAUGUGCUAUUGUACUCUGUAGGGUGUUGUGACUGUUUUUAUCUGUGUUUCAACGUUACAGUGUAGGGUUUAAUAGACAAAUAUUUGCCUUCAGUCUCUGCUCAGGUAUUGAUUGAUGUGUAGCAAUUUUUGGUGCUUUCUUUUUAAUCUGUCAUAAUCUGGUGUUCUGAAUGUUCAAUAAAUUUGGUGAACUAGAA